Closterium sp. Naga37s-1 is the source of this 536-nucleotide messenger RNA. The record is from the annotation of a GenBank genome assembly. Lineage: Eukaryota; Viridiplantae; Streptophyta; Zygnematophyceae; Desmidiales; Closteriaceae.
AUGGCGUCGUGCUCCAGCGCCAGCGACAGUCGAGUCGACGCGCAUGACGGGCCUGCUGCGAUGGGGGAAGGGUCUGGCGCGCCAGCACUCGCUCGCAGUCAAGAACAACCCACCCGCUCUACCGCCUUCCACACAGCGUCCUCUUUUGCAACCACCACCACCACUACAAGCAGCACCAACGGCAGCGUCGGCGGCGCCAGCCCACAAGUGCGGCCGGGCGCGCCCGCGCCAUGGGUGCGCGCCAACAUCGAGGCAAUGGCGUCGCGCGCGGCGGUGGAGAAGGCGGAGGCGGAGCGGCGGCUGGCGGCGGCGGAGGCGCAGCUGCGCGCGGCGCUGGAGGAGCUGUACAACCGGCACCGCAAGCGGUCGGACGCGUACUCGGCGGUGUUUGGCGCGCGGCACCCGCUGUGCCAGCACGGCGACUCGUGCGUGGCCAACGCCGUGGGCAGCCUGUGCCAGAGCUUCCUGCUCGCGUACGGCGUGCGCGUGGGCAUCGGCGUGCUGCUGCGCGCCUUCAAGCUCAUCCGCAACAAGUC